AUGAGCCGACGUCCCAAUGUGGCCAUCAUCGGUGCUGGCUUCGCAGGCCUACGAUGCGCCGAUAUCCUAAUCCAGAAUGGCGCGCAGGUAACCAUCUUUGAAGCGCGCGAUAGAGUCGGUGGGAGGGUCCAUCAAUGCAAAGUCGGCGGCCACCUCGUAGAUAUGGGUCCGAAUUGGAUUCACGGCGCCGGGGCGAAUCCUGUCCUCGAUAUCGCGCGAGCAACGCGGACGACGCUGCAUGAUUUCGAAGGAUCUCAACUCGUGUUUGGGUCCAAUGGGAAGGCCCUGGAUGAGCGCGUUGCUAUGAAGAUCUCAGAGAUCCUCUGGACCACCAUCGACGAAGCGUUCACGUAUAGUAACAACCAUGAAGCCGAUAUCCCGGCUGAGAAGAGCUUGCUCGAUUUCAUCCGCGAGAGGCUCCAGGAAACGAACCUGACUGAAGACGAAAAGCGGUUGUGUAUUGACACUGCAAGGCUCUGGGGUUGCUACAUUGGAGACCCUAUUGAAAGGCAGAGUCUAAAGUUCUUCAGUCUGGAGGAGUCUAUAGAUGGGAGCAAUUAUUUCGUCGCAUCAACAUACAAGGACAUCUUGGCCCAAGUCUCCAGCACUGCCUUGCAACACGCUGACAUUCGCCUCAACCAGCCUAUCGUCAACAUCCACUCAAAACCAAUCAUCCAAGGCACAAGCACCCGCCGCGAGAUCACCAUCACUACGCAAACCGGCGAGCGUCACGCUUUCGACGAAGUCGUGGUCACUUGCCCUCUGGGCUGGCUCAAACGCAAUAAAGAAGCCUUCACCCCCGAGCUCCCACCCCGGCUCAGCAGUGCCAUCGACGCUAUUUCCUACGGCCGGUUGGAAAAGGUGUAUAUCACGUUUCCAGAGGCCUUCUGGCACACUAAGUCCACGGGCAACACUGUCACCCUCCCCACAGUCAGUGCGUCGGCUGCGAACGGGACAAACACCAAAUUGAGCUUUGCCCAGUUCCUCACUCCGUUAUAUUAUACAGAUCAUCCAGAAGAGGUUCCCUGGGACCAAGAAUGCUUCUCCCUCGCGGCGCUGCCGAAAGAUACCGCCCAUCCGACUCUCCUCUUCUACACAUACGGCCCUUGCGCCACAUACAUAGUCAACAAGCUCACCUCGCUCUCAUCCACAACCACAGAAGUGACCAACUCACAUUCCCACGCCCCCUCCUCAAAACAAUACACCUUUUUAAACACCCUCUUCGCACCCUUCUACUCUCUCCUCCCAAAUUACAUUCCCAACACAAAAGCAUGCACACCAACCUCUAUCCUCGCCACAACCUGGCAAGCAGACCCGAACGCAGGCCAUGGCAGCUACUCAAACUUUCAGGUCGGGCUUGUCGACGGGAAUAAAGAUAUUGAGACCCUCCGUGCGGGAAUGGGCCUCGACCGCGGUGUAUGGUUUGCCGGUGAGCAUACAGCGCCGUUUGUGGCGCUGGGUACGACGACAGGCGCGCUUUGGAGUGGAGAGCGAGCGGCUGGUCAGAUCUGCGCGCUUUAUCGGCUUGGCCGUGUGGGGAUGGGUGUUGAGCGGGACGAUAGCCUGCCGAGUGGGAAUGGAAAUGGGAGUAUGGGUGUCUUCAGUGAAGGGGCAAAUGGAAAGGGGGGAAGUGGCUUUCGAGUUGGGGGUGGGAGUGCCACAGGGGUUAGGAAUGGAGGGGAAGGGGGAGAGAGAGAUGCUUUGUUUUCGCAGUUGGAUACCCGUCAGUAUACGUGGGUCGCAGGUCAAUGUAAAGCGGUUCAUGAACGCAAAAACAAACAAGCAUCAGGUAGCAACCCAGUGAAGCAGAAUAUGGGAAAUCCAGACAAGCAAACGAAAGCACGCAGCCAGCCCAAUCCAGACCGGACCCAACCCAGAUCUAAACAAGAAGGCCAGACCCGUAACGAAGCGGACGAGGAUCGAAGUCGAGAGGCGCUGUGGGGAAUCUUAAUUGAAUGUAACGAAGAUGAAUAA
Messenger RNA from Aspergillus nidulans FGSC A4, 1974 nucleotides. RefSeq names its product flavin monoamine oxidase family protein. The record is from RefSeq and is a predicted model, not a curated record. The transcript is spliced from 7 exons. Gene Ontology annotation, molecular function: oxidoreductase activity. Bases 1 to 1974 code for a protein of 657 amino acids. Lineage: Eukaryota; Fungi; Ascomycota; Eurotiomycetes; Eurotiales; Aspergillaceae.